This is a messenger RNA of Salvelinus namaycush (lake trout), 1278 nucleotides long. RefSeq names its product ras-related protein Rab-28-like. NCBI's taxonomy places the organism in Eukaryota, Metazoa, Chordata, Actinopteri, Salmoniformes, Salmonidae. The record is from RefSeq and is a predicted model, not a curated record. Bases 134 to 757 code for a protein of 207 amino acids. Gene Ontology annotation, molecular function: GTPase activity; GTP binding. Gene Ontology annotation, cellular component: Golgi apparatus; endosome. The transcript is spliced from 6 exons.
AAAUGGCGUCUGGUUACCUAGUGCUCGGUCUAUUUUAGCUAUCUGAUAUAUAGCUAGCUAUAUUCAAUAACCUUUGACUGAAUAGAAGUGCAUUUUCAGUAGAAUAAAUAACGUAAUUGUUAUAUAUUUCAAAAUGUCUGACUCGGAAGAGGACAGUCAAGAUAAGCAACUUAAAAUUGUAGUCAUCGGAGACGGCGCAUCGGGGAAGACGUCACUCGCCACCAGGUUUGCCCAGGAGGCCUUUGGGAAACAAUACAAACAAACCAUUGGCCUUGAUUUCUUUCUGAAGAGAAUAACUCUGCCAGGCAACUUGAAUGUUACUUUGCAAGUGUGGGAUAUUGGAGGUCAAUCGAUCGGAGGGAAAAUGCUGGAUAAAUAUGUCUACGGGGCUCAGGGUGUUCUUCUAGUGUACGACAUUACAAACUACCAGAGCUUUGAGAAUCUGGAGGACUGGUACGGCAUGGUCAAGAAGGCCAAUGAAGAGUCAGACGUCCAGCCUGUGGUCUCACUGGUGGGAAACAAAAUUGACCUGGAGCAUAUGAGGACAGUGAAGGCUGACAAGCACCAGCGUUUCUGCCAAGACAACAGCCUCAUCAGUCAGUUCGUAUCAGCCAAGACUGGAGACUCAGUGUUCCUGGCAUUCCAGAGAGUGGCUGCAGAGAUUCUGGGGGUGAAGCUCAACAAAGCAGAGAUUGAGCAGUCCCAGGUGAGUCUUCAUGAGACCUUUCUCUUGCGUUUCCCAGAGAGAAUUAUAUAGCAGCCCCUCGAGUCAUGUCGCCAUUUUUUGGAUGGUUUCUUAUAACCACACGCCUGUACACAAGGUCAAACAGAGUGUGCCAGGUCACGAGUUCACCGCACACUGUCUAGGACUCUUGUUACUCCUGUGAUGCUGUAUCUGUGACUGACACGGUCCAUCUGUAAAUACAGCCAUGUUGUUGAAGUUAGAGCCCAAUAGUGCGUGAAGCGAGAGGUCAAGAGGUUGGCAGUGUAGGGUUGGAAGGUUUGGCUGCAUCUCCUGAUUUAUUGUGUUUCUCUCCCGCCGAUGUGAGCUGAACGGGGCUCGGCCUCUAUCGACCAGCCAGACCAGGUGGCCCUGUCACUGGUGGCCGCGGUGGGAUUACGCACGGCAUCUCCCCCAGAGGCAUUCAUCCUGGCUGUGAUAUGACUGGCUGGUGCCGCGCUGGCUAGAGAGCGGCUGAUGAGGCUGACUCUAUGGGGAGGUCAGUACCCCCAGAGAAGGGAGAGCACCAAGGGAGCGAAGGCUAGGAGACGACUCUC